Molecule: messenger RNA, 1115 nt
Organism: Nylanderia fulva
Lineage: Eukaryota; Metazoa; Arthropoda; Insecta; Hymenoptera; Formicidae
Source: RefSeq, a predicted model, not a curated record
UACGGAUCUAAAAUAGAUGUCGCUUUCUUCCAACAUGAUGAUAUUUCUAAAACUAUUAUUAAGUAGCAGAUUAAUUUUUAUCGCUGCGACAGCUUCCACUCGCAAUGAAUCUGUAUGUUAUCAAAAAUCAAAUAAUGUAAUACCAAUGCAUUACAAUAUCAAGCUUAUAACAUAUCUUGAAGAAAAUAUGUUCCGUGGGGAAUACAAUAUCAGCAUAAACAUUCUUAACAAAACGCAAAGCAUAUAUUUACAUUCAGAAAAAGUAUGUAUUGAAGAUAUAGUUCUAAUUACAAAUUUUGAAAGAUAUCAUGAGAAUGAUAAAGAUAUCGUUUAUAAAUCGACAUAUAAUACUAAAGAAGACACAAUUUAUAUGUACUUUAUGGAUGAGUUAUCACCAGGAAAUUACAUCUUAAAUAUAAAAUAUUUUAGUAUUGCUGAUGAAGUCUUUAGAAUUUUUGACGUGAAAGAAAAAACUGCUUGGGUAGGUGCUCUGCAUUUCCAGAUAAUAGGCGCCCUACCAUUUUUUUCAAACGGUACCUGUUUGCAUCUACAUGAUUUAUGGAUAGAAGCAAUCUUUAACAUUUCUAUAAAAUGUGAUUUAUGCACGACAUUGUCAAAUAUGCCAUUGCGAAGUACGAAUAUAGAUGACAACGAUAUGGUAUGGAGACACUACGGUACCACAUCUGCAAUGUGGACUGAAUACGUAACAAUGAUUGUGUCUAAUUACCUAUUUCUUAUUGACAUCAAAACUCGCAACAUUAAAAUGUGGUGCAGACUUGAAAGACUUCACAUGGAAUUUGCAAAAGAUGUAGCUGAAAAUAGCACGUUUUUUUUUAAAAUCAGUGGAGACAUUCAAACAAUAUUUCGAUGGUGACUCAUGUUGCAAUUCCAAAUUUUCAUGACAAAGGCACAACUGUUUUGACACUUGUUUUAUAUAGGGAAACAGAUAUCAUCUACGAUAAAAAUUUAUAUCCUGUUGCUCGCAAAUUCGAAGUAGCUCAAUUAGUAGGACGUAAAGUGACACAACAAUGGUUUAAUAACAUGAUGAACAAUCCGUUAGUGUCAAAUACUUGGUUUAAAGAAGGACUAUUUCAUUAUUUGCAACGUAUGCUGUC